UAUUUACACAUACUUAACUUGCUUUUUCUAAAGUUUUCUACAUUUUUUUGUUAAAAAGUUUAGCCUUUUUAAAGAGUUAUCUCUUAAACUUUCCUCUUAUCGACCUAAAACCCCCCUUUAAAAUAUCUACAAAAAUGAAUGUAUUAGAAAAAAGACCCCCGGUAGUGUCCGACUUGACAGAAGAAAAACAGCAACAACAACAUGAACAAGAGACAGUCUGUGAUAAAGAAAUUUUACCUACUGCAAUAAUUAUUAGAGAUGUGCCAAAAGAAUUGUUUGACGACCCCGAACAAAAAUCAAAUUUUCGAUCACUUUUUCAACAAAUUACUUGUGACACUGAUCCUAUCCGAAUUGAUUUUCUAAAAAGUUUUCAACGUGUUCGCAUCGUUUUUGAAAAGCCAGAGCAUGCUACAGCUGCAAAAUUACUUGUUGAACACCAUUCAUUUAACGGAGCAAAAAUGAAAGCUUUCUUUGCCAAAAAUAUAAAAAUGGCUAGAAGAGUGGAUCAGGAUGAACAGGGGCAUUUAAAAUUGCCUCCUCUAGAGAAACAAUUUCUUAUAUCACCGCCAAGUUCGCCUCCUGUUGGAUGGGUUCAACACGCCGAAAUGGCCCCCGUUGUCUGUAACCUUGAUUUAAUGUCUCGAUUAGCUUCCUUAGCAGUAGACGACAAAUUUGAACUUUAUGAAGGAGAUGAACACCAACGCAGACCUUCAAUUGUUGUUACGCCUUGUGGAAUAGAUGGGGGAGGAGGAAAAUCAUCAAUUUUUGGGAGAAGAGUAGUUUCUAUGGAUUCUUCAAAUAAUAUUAAUGUUGUGGGGGAAAAUGAUUCUGAUAGUGCAAAUUCUGAAUCUGAACAAAUUCUUCCACCAACAAAAGUGCAAAUGCCACAUACACCUAGGCCACCAACUUGUAAUAAAGAAUAA
This is a messenger RNA of Meloidogyne enterolobii, 923 nucleotides long. NCBI's taxonomy places the organism in Eukaryota, Metazoa, Nematoda, Chromadorea, Rhabditida, Meloidogynidae. The record is from the annotation of a GenBank genome assembly.